Cyphellophora europaea CBS 101466 is the source of this 2298-nucleotide messenger RNA. RefSeq lists its product as uncharacterized. Gene Ontology annotation, molecular function: zinc ion binding; DNA binding. Gene Ontology annotation, biological process: DNA-templated transcription. The record is from RefSeq and is a predicted model, not a curated record. The coding region runs from base 1 to 2298 and encodes 765 amino acids. Lineage: Eukaryota; Fungi; Ascomycota; Eurotiomycetes; Chaetothyriales; Cyphellophoraceae. The transcript is spliced from 3 exons.
AUGGAUCACCACAUGCGAAGUGGCUUUACUCAGACACCACCUGAUCUGACCAUUCCCAUCACACCCUUGAUGCACAAUAUGUCACAGAUGGAUCCUUUCAUCCAUGGCAACGGCUUCGACAAUGAUCCUGACAACAAUUUCUUGGCCAUGAACGCCGGCAACCUCAUGGAUUUUGAUACGACAAAUAUGCUAAACGACUUCACUAGUCCACCAAGUAUAUUCCAGGACCCCAACGACCAUUUCAUGGUUCAGGGGAAAGGCAUGCAAACACCCAAUCAGACGCAUCCAUCCUUGUAUGAUGGUUCCAUGACGAACAAAUCAGGUGUGGACACCAGUCCUGCAUACUCGGUUCUCCACCGACCGCGCUCGAGGCCACCCGCCGGACUCUCCCCUUCAACGACAUCAUCUAGCGGCCUGCAAGAGCCCGAUGCUGUAAUCGCAUCACACCAUGCAUGGCCGUUCUUCCAAUGCAAUCGUGUAGAACAAUAUGCAUUCUAUCCCCCCAAAACAGCACAUAUCUAUCUAGAGGGACUGGCCCAAACACUACGCAAUCAAGCCACGUGGCAUGCAUGGACGGCACAAGUGGAUGAGCGUUCGCUCGACAUUGCAACUGAACGCAAAAUACUCACAGAACCUAUUGUAGGCUGGUCGCGUGAGAAGCUCCUGGCUAUCACACAGUCAUUCCUGCACAAAGCUCUAGAUAUUCACAAGAACGACAGAGCGGCUCGAGAGGACAGCCCAGCCAGCCCGGGCUCAUCGAGAGAUUCCUUCUUGAUGCUCCCGCCACCAGACGUGAUGCAAUAUUUUCUUCGCAGUUACUCAGUACGGUAUGAGCCUUACUACUCGUCGGUGCCAGCAGGUCGCUUGGACCCGAAUGCUCUGAUGCAUUCAGCCAACAGCAAGGCGGCAAGUUUACUGAUUCUAUUGAUGGUCGCGUCGGGCGCAUCGGCAACGGCGACAGUGGAAGCUCGUUACAUAGCUAGCGGUCUGACCGAGGCUUGUCGUAUUUCGUUGUUUGACCUCAUCGAAAAGGACGUCAUGCAAUCUCGUGACCCUCUAGUCCUGCGAUCAGCUCUUCUCUUCAUCUGCCAGGCAGCAUGGUCUGGCGACAAAUGGCACAUGGAUAUGGCCAUGGGUCAACGCGGGACCUACCUUGCUAUGCUCGCUCAUGCGGGCAUGCUCGAAAAAUCAAACUGCCAUUACGAUCUGGAAGAAUGUCGUCGCGAGCCUGAGAGAGCCUGGGAGGAAUGGAAAGAACAGGAGACUAGACAUCGACUCGCACACGCAUGGAUCACUCUGGACCAGGAGAUCAGUCUGUUCGCUGAUACCGCUCCGUUGCUGUCCAUCGCGAAUCUGCACACCCCAAUGCCGGAGUCUGAUGACCUUUGGCAUGCUGGUUCGGUGACGGAGUGGACGGAGUUAUUCGACAAGACUUACGGAGCUUCAUACAAAGCCCCAGGAUCUCUUCGAGAUUUCUUCACGAGCUUCGUUGAUGGCGACUUUGCCGGUCAGACGUUGUCUCCCACGCAGCUCCGACUCUUGCUGCAUCCUCUUCAAGCCCAGGUGUGCCACCUUAGGCAGUUCAUCACCUGUCUUCCGGACGGCAGCAGCGGCAAAGCGUCGCGAGCGGUGUCCAGGGCAGCCACGAAGGCGAGGCUGGAAGAAAUUUCCAGCUUGCUUCAGCAGUGGUAUGCCAUCAUCAAGCAGAGCUUCUCCGGCAACAAAGGCACUUGCUGGACGACGUGCGCCAAUCUCAUCAUGUAUCAUCUCAUCUCUUUGAAUGCCAUCACAAGCUUCAAGGACAUUGAGCAAUUUGCUCGGCGAGAGGUGGUUCUUGGCCCAUUCCGACAUGCGGCGUGGCUGCAGAUGAAGUGUAUCGAUGCGCCAGAAGAGGUGUACUUCCACUGCGGCCAGAUCCUACGACUGAUCAGGUCGAUGCCGAAGCCAAUCCGUCCACCCUGGUGGGCUGGUGCCGUCUAUCGCGUGGCUCUGACUGCAUGGGCCACAAGCAUGGCUAACAGCAGUAACCGCCAUGGUGGCAACUCACCACUAGAAGUCGAGCAUCCUUUUGCCAUCGACAACUUGACACCUGAAAACGAAGCCAUCAGUCGGUACAUCAAGUACCAAGAAGGCACGCCCAUGCUGACAAGGGUGGACAACACCCUCGUACCGCUGGACGUCCCAUCCAAUGUCCUCCAACACUGCAUCGACGUCUUGGAGGACGACUCGUCCAUGCGCUUGGCUGAUGGCGUCAAGCGCAAGCUCAGAAUAUUCCUCACCAGCUGGAGGGAAACUUGA